Messenger RNA from Spodoptera exigua (beet armyworm), 957 nucleotides. NCBI's taxonomy places the organism in Eukaryota, Metazoa, Arthropoda, Insecta, Lepidoptera, Noctuidae. The record is from the annotation of a GenBank genome assembly.
AAAAGAAAUACGAACAUUUUAAUGAUUGUUGUCGACGACUUGCGCCAUCUCUCGGACGAAACUAUCAACUUACCGAAUUUGAAAAGGUUAGCAGAUGAGGGGGCAAAUUUCAAAAACGCAUUUGCACAGCAAGCUCUCUGUGCUCCAAGUAGAAACUCCAUGCUGACUGGCCGUCGACCAGACACAUUGCGUUUAUAUGAUUUCUAUAGUUACUGGCGUCACACAGUAGGCAACUUUACUACUCUCCCCCAAUUCUUCAAAGAAAACGGCUAUGAUACUUAUUCCAUAGGAAAAGUUUUCCAUCCGGGAAUAAGCUCAAACUUCACAGACGAUUACCCUUACAGCUGGUCUGAAUACCCUUACCAUCCUCCUACGGAAAAAUAUAAAGAUGCAGCCGUUUGCAAAGAUAAAGAAACUGGAAGACUUCACAAAAACCUCUUGUGCCCCGUAAAUGUUGAGGACCAACCAGAAGGAACUUUACCAGAUUUGCAGUCCUUGGAACAUGCGGUUAAUAUUCUUACAACUAGGAACAGCUCACGACCAUUUCUGCUAGCAGUUGGGUUUUAUAAACCUCACAUACCAAUUAAGUUUCCAGAACAGUACCUUGAAAGAGUACCAAUAAGCCGAGUAAAACCUCAGAGACACCCCUACAUGUCGGCUGACAUACCUUUAGUUUCAUGGCACCCCUGGAGUGACGUCAGGCGUAGAGAUGACAUUGCUCGCCUAAACAUAUCCUUUCCCUUAGGCACAAUGCUACUUGAUUGGUCAAUAAAAAUCAGGCAAAUUUACUACGCAGCUGCAACUUAUAUUGACGACUUAAUUGGAGAAUUGAUUAGUUAUAUUGAUAGACGGAAUACUAUUGUGGUUCUUACUAGUGAUCAUGGUCAGUACCUUUAUGUUAUUUGUAUUAAUAUUAGCAUGUUAAACUACCCCAGUUUUAAUAGAUUUUGGACUUGA